AUGGCGGACGAAGAUUUUAGUAAAUUACUCCAGCAAGCAGAGCAGUUGACAACGGAAAUUGAGGGUAAUGAAGAACUGCCCAGGGUCGAACGCUCUUUAGGGCAAGUGUUGGAAGCUUCGCAGGAAUUGUACUCGCGGGUCAUACAAUCUGGUACUAAUGAUAUCCAAGCACAUCUAUUAUUUGGAUCCAAAGGAAUUGAUCUGAAGCAGAUAUCACAAAAGUUAGAAACAUUAAGUGCAAAACGCACUUUUGAGCCUCUUCAGCCAAUAGCAGAUUCUGAUAUUGAAAGCUUCCUGAGAAAUGAGAGGGAAAAUGCAAUAUUAUCCCUUAUUGAUGAGGUUAAUGAGAAUUCUUUACAAACUACUGAGGAUCAAAAGUGGGAACACAUGCUCUCAGAAUGGAACAGGGAAAAAAUUAAGCUCAUGAAUGCAAUGAUAGGACCCUCUCAGAACUGGCUGGACCUGAAGCGCACACCAGAACCUCCAAGUAUUGCAGACACUCCUAAGAAAUUUGGUCAAUCAAUGUUGGAUAAUGUUGAAGCGGCAUAUGCCAGACAAGUGCAUCAGUACAACAAAGUUGUUAUCAUGCAAGUGGGGAAAGCAGGAGUGGAAUUGCAUCAAAAGUUUGCUCAGGCUGCAGAGGAAUUUAAUGAUCCUAAAGUAAAAGAAAUGUGGGAAAUUACAAAGACUAUGGCCAACAUUCCAGCGUUAGUUAGAGAUGAAGACCCACUUAAGGCAAGAGGGAAUCCAGCCAUUCAACAGUGUCUUGUAGCACAAGGAAAGAAAUAUUUGGAAAAGAGAUAUAAACAAUAUAUGAGUGACGUAGUGCGUGCAAACCCAGCGGCCGCUAUGAGAGGCGGCGAGCCCGGCACUUAUCCAUUAGUACGUGGCUUUGUGGGUCUGCGCCUGCAGGGUCAGAACAUUCAGGUGCUCACUGACGGUGUGAUCGACGAACGGCCCUUGUGGCCGAUGGUAUAUUAUUGUUUGAGAAGUGGAGAUGCUAAUGCAGCUUUACAUUGUUUGAGGAAAGCUGGUCGGGAUCAUGAAGAAUUCAUAGCUGCUUUGGAGGAGCAUAUAAGAGACCCAGAAAAACCUUUAAGUGAUAAAUUACAAACUGCCAUCAACUUCCAAUACAGAAUUCAAGUUCGCAACUCGACAGAUCCAUAUAAAAGAGCUGUAUACUGUGCCAUAGGUUGUUGUGACAUCAGCGAUGAACACUACGAGGUAGCUCGCACGGCAGAUGACUAUCUCUGGUUGAAACUGUCAUUCAUAAAAUCACGAACCAAUAAUGAAACAGAAACAUUCUCCUACUCUGAUCUACAGAAAUUAAUUUUAGAAGAAUAUGGUGAAACUCAUUACCAUGCGUAUGAAAAACCAGUUGUUUACUUCCAAAUGUUAACUUUGACGGGACAGUUUGAACCUGCUAUAGAAUUUUUGUCACGGAUUCCAAGAUAUCAAGUACAUGGCGUCCACAUGGCCUUAGCUCUUCAUGACUUGUACAUGUUGGGUACUCCGAGAAAUGUUCAAGCUCCUUUACUUUCCGUUGAUACGGACGAUCCGGCUCCAUUACGGCGACUGAAUUUGGCAAGACUUCUAUUACUUUAUGUUAGAAAAUUCGAACUCACUGAUCCAUCGGAUGCUCUCCACUACUAUUUCUUCUUAAGGAACCUUAAAGACCCCAGUGGUAAAAAUUUAUUCAUGUGCUGUUGUACUGAUUUGGCACUAGAGAGUAGAGAUUAUGACCUACUGUUUGGUCGAAUGGAUGCUAAUACGGGUCUUCGCAGUCAAGGUUUAUUAGAUCAAUUCAACAACAACCAAAUUGACAGUAAGGUCAUUGCUAUCAAUGUAGCAGAACAAUUAGUCAAUAAAGGUCUCUUUGAAGAUGCCAUUACAAUGUACGACAUUGCUGGGAAUUUAGAAAAAGUCCUGGAAUUAUUCUGUGUGCUGUUAGCCCAAGUGGUGAACAGCGGAGGAGGCGCAGGCGGUCUCAGGGAAAGAUUGUCACUUCUGGCCGAGCACGUGUCUCGAAGACUGCGAUUUUCAGAUGCUACAAACUUGCCUGCCGCUCUUCUCGAGGCAUAUAAAAAGUUGUGCAAAUUGAUGGCAUUUUUUGACCAAUUCCAUAGUGAAAAUUACGAAGGAGCCCUGGAGACGCUGCGUGAAUGCGCGCUGGUGCCGCUGAGUGCUGGCGAGCUGGAGGCGCGCGUGUCGGCGGCGCGGAAUGCGCGCGGCGAGCUGCUACGGAGCCUGCCCGCCGUGCUGCGCGCGCUCUGCACCAUCCUGCUGCACCAGCGCCAGCGCCUGCGCACCACUGCCGCCGCACAGGCCAGGGGGCUCAACACUAACAACCAAGUAGAGUGGUUGCGUGAACAAGCAGAAGUGUUGAACACUUUCGCGGGAAGCAUCGCUUACAGAAUGCCCGGAGAUACCUACAGCCAACUAGCACAAAUGCAGAUCCUUAUGCACUAAAAUGAGGUUAAUAAUAAAAAAAAAUUACACCAAUUUAGUAAUUAAUUUAAUAAUAAAAUUAUUUUCAAAAUAA
Molecule: messenger RNA, 2542 nt
Organism: Manduca sexta (tobacco hornworm)
Lineage: Eukaryota; Metazoa; Arthropoda; Insecta; Lepidoptera; Sphingidae
Product: nuclear pore complex protein Nup93
Exons: 15
Coding region: 1-2469 (822 amino acids)
Biological process (GO): protein import into nucleus; poly(A)+ mRNA export from nucleus
Cellular component (GO): nuclear pore
Molecular function (GO): structural constituent of nuclear pore
Source: RefSeq, a predicted model, not a curated record